AUGCCAUCGUUUGCAGAUAGUUUUUGGUCCGAUGAUAUGACGUCAGGUCUCCAAGUAUUGUUUUAUAAAUUAUACAAUGGUUGCAAUCAAUGUGAUGCUUUUAUUCAGCUAUUCGCCUCUAGAAUGCAAUAUGAAGUUUCAUAUGGUAGACAAUUAUGUGCUAUUCAAACUGGGAUCGAUAAAGAACCAGAAGAUCAUUUAGAGACUACAGCUGGCGUUGCAUUACAUCAUAUUCUUAAAGAAAUGGAGAAUGAAGGUGAUGAACAUUUAAAUAUCGCUUCAAAUAUAGAGAGUCUCGUGCUACAACCUUUUAGUCAAUGGUGUCUUGAUCAUAAAGGAAGGAUUAAAUAUUCUGAAAAGACUCUAAUGGAUAAUGUUAAGAAUCUUUCAAAGUCUAAGAAUUAUGUCAGUAAAUUAGAGAGAGAUUAUUUCAAUAAAUGUAAAAAAUUAGAAGAUUUUAAAAGAAUUAAUUUUAUGAACGAUGAUGAGUUAACAAAAGCAAUGAAAUCAUUAGAUUUACAAAGACAACAUGAACUUUAUUUGGAAAAUGAAAAAGAAAAUCAAGUAUUUGGAAAAUUAGGUGACAUUGAAUUCGAUUACAGAACUUUAAGAGAAACAAUUACUGCACUCUUAAAGGAUUUGCCUCACGUUGAAUACAGAUUACCUUUGAUCAAUUAUCCCUUAACAAAUACUAAUACAGGUUAUGAGAUUACACAUUUUAUAUUGGAAAUUAUGUCAUUUAAAGAUACGGAUCAAGCUGAAAGGUUUGGUCAAGAUUUAUUGGAUUAUGGGUUUUUAAAAUACGUUAAUGGUGUUGGAAAUUCAUUUGUAAAUUCAAAAAAAUUUCAAUAUCAAUGGAAGGAUUACGCUUAUAAAUUUGCUAAAUUGCCAAAUCAUACCGCCGGAAAUGGGGGCAAUAAUAGUAGUCAAACUCCUGAGAAUUUACAGGAAAAUAUAUCUCGUAAUUUUAGUAAUUUAACUAGAUACUUUUCAGGAGAUGGUAUUAGUGGAAAUACUACGACUGUAGUGUCGAACAAUACAGAUAGUGUAGACGAUUCUUUUGAUGCAAAGGAAUUAUCGAUUACUUCAUCUAUUACUGAUUCAAACGAUAACAAUAACAAUAACAAUAAUAAUGAUGGAAAAGAAAACACACCCGUAUCAGAUGAUACAAGUAACACAACAGGCAAUGAUACUGCCAUCGGGUUAGAACCACCAAAUAUCUCUGAUAUUGAACGGGCGUUACACGGACUUAUUAAAGAUGUGGAAGCAGCAAAUCUUCUAUAUUUUAAAGAAUGUAAUAAAAUGGAUACCCUUCGAUGUUCAGUCGAGGAAUUAAUGAUCGACCAUCUUUCCUUUAUUGAAAAAUGUGAACUGGAUCGUACGAAGGCAAUUAAAAAGGCAACCAUCGAUUUUUGUUCUACAAUUAGUAACAAGAUGGCUCAAAUGAAAGUCCAUGUAGAGAAGAUGAUCGAUGCUGAAGGAACUAUUGAUCCAACUGGGGAUUUAUUGGGUUUAAUCUCUAAAUAUAACACUGGGUUGUUCCAACCAAAGGUGAUAACUUAUAACAAUUAUUACAACCCUGGUAUUUAUCAAAAUUUUGGUAUUGACUUGGAGACCCGUUGUCGUCUAGAUAAACGUGUUGUGCCAUUGAUAAUUACUGUGAUACUAUCAUAUAUGGAUAUGAUAUAUCCUGAUAUGGAAAAUGAUAAAAUAAGAGUUUCAACAUGGACUCAACCGGUAAAACUAAGUUUAACGCAUCAAUUAAGAAAUUUAUUAAAUAAAACCCAAUUUAAAAAUGACGAAAAUAUAAUGAAAAUCAUAAAAGAUGGGAAUUAUGAGCCUAGUACAAUUGCAAGCGUACUGAAGAUUUAUUUACUUGAAUUACCAGAACCCUUGAUUACUACCGAACUUGCUGAAAUCUUGGGUGUAUUAUACAACGAAUAUCCACAAAGCAAUGAUGAAAAAGAGGACAAUAAUGAAGAAAAGAGAAUAACAGGUAUUUUUACUGCGUUAGCAUCUCUACCAAAGCCACAUAUUGCAACACUCGAUGCCAUUACUACGCAUUUCUACAGACUGAUUAAGAUAUUAAGGAUGGCAAAUGCAAAUGAUACCUCUGAAGAGAAAUCUAAGGAGGUGGAUAUGUUUGUUUCUACUUUUAUUACAGAUGUAUCGAAGGAAUUCGCAAAUUGUAUUUUACAUGCAAAGAAAUUCGAAGAUAAUGAUUUAGGUUAUAAAAUAUUCUAUGAUAUACUGACCCAUAAGAAACGUAUUUUCAAGGAAUUGAAGAGACAAAAUUCAUCAGAGAGAUGA
This is a messenger RNA of Maudiozyma saulgeensis, 2310 nucleotides long. Lineage: Eukaryota; Fungi; Ascomycota; Saccharomycetes; Saccharomycetales; Saccharomycetaceae. The record is from the annotation of a GenBank genome assembly.